This is a messenger RNA of Acanthocheilonema viteae, 1155 nucleotides long. NCBI's taxonomy places the organism in Eukaryota, Metazoa, Nematoda, Chromadorea, Rhabditida, Onchocercidae. The record is from the annotation of a GenBank genome assembly.
AUGGCCGUUGAAUCAGUGUUUAAUCGUUUGCUUGCCGAGCUUGAUGACAAAUUUGUCGGUUUGGAUCAGUGCAUCAGUAAAUUGCAUGAAGUUAUAAAACGAUUCGUGAAGGAUAGAGAAGGUGGUUCGGCAGUUGUUUUUGGUCCCAAGUCAUCUGGCAAACGUUCAAUUAUAUCGAAGGUUGUGAUGGAUUAUGCGAAUGAUAUGGAAGUAGUUUUCAUCGAUGGAUUAAUUCUAACAAGUGAUGUAGAUGCACUAAAAAUAUUGGAUGCAUCUGAAUCCAAUUCAGAACAACUGCAGUUUGUUAUCGUGUUCAACUUCGAUCAGUUUGUUACACGAGGCCGACAAACUCUUCUUUACACGCUUCUGAAUGCAUCACGUUCUGGAUUUCUUUUUGUGCUUUGUGUUAGCUCUCGUCAGGCAAGUUUUAUAGAUAUAGAUUGUAUCGAAUUGCUUGAAAAACGUGUUCGUUCACGUCUUUCUAAUACUUUUAUAUCAUUUGCUCAGUCAUCUAUAUCAUUCGAUGAUUUUUCAAAGGCAUUUGCAACAUUUUUGAAUACCAGUACAAAAAAAUACAAGCAAAAUAAUGGUCUUAUCCAGGAAUUCAUUGCUAAUGAGUGUGUAGAGCGUAAAUUACGUGAAGUAUACGAUGAAACACGAAGUUAUUGCAUUCUAAAACAAAUCACAGCUAUAUUUCUGUGUUUUAUGGAUGCAGAGCACAUUGAAAGUUUAGCAAGUCCUCACGCUUCGCGAAUAUUUAUUGAAGCAAAAAACGCUGUUGUUGCUAACGAAGAUACGAUGAAAUCGAUCAUUUUAAGUUUAACAUUGCGACAGUUGUGUCUUUUAUUAUGUUGUGUUCGUCUGGCACGUUAUCAGCGACGGCAGGAUUUCAUAUUUCGUGAAAUUAUCCUAGAUUACCGUAAAUUGGUCAACAAAUAUCUGCCAACACUAAAUGUGAAAGACGAUCUGAUCUUAUUAAAAGAACUGGAUACAUUAUGCACUCUGACAGUGCUGGAAGAAAGAGAACAGUGCGGGCAGUUAUUGUUUAAGCGAACAUCUCUGCAGGUAGAUAUCGACUUGGUGUUGAAUUGUGUGAAAGAAUUUACACCUCUUCCAACUGCUUUAAUACAUUGGAUAAAUGAUCUUGAAAGAUGA